Molecule: messenger RNA, 507 nt
Organism: Impatiens glandulifera
Lineage: Eukaryota; Viridiplantae; Streptophyta; Magnoliopsida; Ericales; Balsaminaceae
Exons: 1
Coding region: 1-507 (168 amino acids)
Source: RefSeq, a predicted model, not a curated record
AUGCCGGCGAAACUUGUUUCCCGACAAAUGUCGUCGGCAGAGAGGUCACAAAGGCUUCUGAUCGGGGAAGAUUCCGCCGCCCAUUAUAACGUAGCCGGAAAAGGGUCGCGGUUCGCAGAGGUUGCAGGCGGCACGGCGGCCGAAUGCGCAGCGGUUUGUUGUUGCUGUCCCUGCGGACUCGCCGAUCUUCUUUUUCUUGCAGUAUACAGAGUGCCGGCCGGACUCUGCCGGAAUGCGCUAAGACGGAAACGGCAACGAUGGCUAAUAAAGAGGGGGAUUAUUCCUAGCCGGAUGCAGCGAUGUGAGUGCGGUUGCGACGACGUCACGGACCUGCAUUUCCACUCGUUCUCGGGAGGGUCAUCGCCGUCAGUGAUGGAUAACGUGAUGUCGGCACAGUUGGAUGCGGACGUGGUUGAAUUGGAGAAGGAAAUGUGGGACCAUUUUUAUGGCGCCGGUUUUGGAAGAAGCAUUUCACAAAGGAUUACUCCUUCUCCGAUAGAAGCAUAA